Entamoeba dispar SAW760 is the source of this 333-nucleotide messenger RNA. RefSeq lists its product as uncharacterized. The transcript has a single exon. The annotation marks the transcript as partial. The record is from RefSeq and is a predicted model, not a curated record. Lineage: Eukaryota; Evosea; Mastigamoebida; Endamoebidae.
GACAAUUCAACUAAUUUUUUAAUUAGUAAUAAAUAUUAUGCUUCUUUUUGUAAAAAGAAAUUUAAAAACCCAUUUAUUAUAGCAAUUAUCAUUACUAAAGAAAUCAAUGAGCUUAAAUCAUUUGAAUUUAGUCAUUGUGUUGGAUUAAGGAAAGUGGAAAUACCAAGUUCAGUUAGUAAAAUUGAAAAGUAUUGUUUCAAGGAUUGUAAGAAAUUAGAGUUAAUUGGAUUACAUGAAGGUAUUGAAUAUGAAAAAGGAUGUUUUGAAGGGUGUGAAAAAUUAAGAGAAGUGAUAGAAAUGGACAGUUCGUUGUUUGAGAAAAUAGCAAAGUGA